This is a messenger RNA of Aspergillus thermomutatus, 1152 nucleotides long. RefSeq lists its product as uncharacterized. The transcript has a single exon. Bases 1 to 1152 code for a protein of 383 amino acids. Lineage: Eukaryota; Fungi; Ascomycota; Eurotiomycetes; Eurotiales; Aspergillaceae. Gene Ontology annotation, molecular function: acyltransferase activity, transferring groups other than amino-acyl groups. The record is from RefSeq and is a predicted model, not a curated record.
AUGACAACGGCCGAUCAUGCAAGGCUUUAUUCGGGGUUGGAUUUGAUCACCACCCAGGAUGAUCCACGCGCGCUCCUCCCGCUGCUCAAAUCCCAGCUGCCCCAUUCGAUCCCUCUCCUCCGGCGUCUGCAGCACAACCUGGCCUUCCCGUCCAAGACCGCCCGACUGCUGACCACGUUUCCAGGGGUCGAUGCUCCCCCCGAGCCUGCGCCAUGGCUGGCUGCGUACGUGGAUCUGCCACGCGGGCGAGAGACCCAGAUGACCAUCUACUCGAGUGUGGAGUCGCAGCAGUCAUAUCCCACUAAUCACAAAGACAAGGCUGAAAAGGACCUCCGCAUCUCCACCCUCCACGCCCCCCCCGAGACUCUCGCGCUCGCUCGCGCCCAACUCCUGGCCUUGCUCGCGUAUACCAAGCAGACCUUGCUGCCGGCGUACCUUUCCUCUCUCCCCUGCGCUACAGCGACCUCAAGCGUGCCGGGUCGGAUCCAGCCCACGCCAACGCCGCAGGCCUUCCUGAUCGGAAACCUGCACACGGGCCUCAUGGCCCUGCUCAAGGCGUCGGGGGUCUACUCGCACCCGGAGCCUAUCCCUGGUCUCGGGCUCCGGAUCCACCGGUUCGAUAAUCCCCCGUACGUCAAGUACCUGUUUCGGGAUGCGGACUCGGCAUCAGUCGCGGGAAUGGGGAAUGCAGGCCUACCCCCCGGGUAUCGCUUCCGGGACCGUCGUGGGCGGAUGGGGAUCCUCCCGCACCAGUACGCGCUUGUCCGUGCGCGGACGCAUCUGCCUCGCUCGGAUGAGACGCUCUCGAGAAUCCCUGGGGUGGCUGUGUAUGUUGAUCGACCUGGGGAGGGGGAGGAGGAGGAUGAGGAGAUGCCCAUUGCGUGGGUGUUUCUCGGUCUUGAUGGGAGUUUGGCGACGUUGUUUGUUGAGCCGGAGCAUCGCGGGAAGGGGAUUGCGGAGGCGGUCUCGCGUGAGGUGAUGGCGCGUGGGAUGGUCGGGGGAGGGAUCUGGCGGGAGGUUGGCGAGGAGGGCGAGGUGUGGGUUCAUGCGAAUGUGCUUGCGACGAAUGGGGCCAGUCGUCGGGUUCUGGAGAAGUUGGGAGGGGAGGUUGGGUGGACGACUACGUGGACGGUGGUGGAGUUGCUGGACUGA